UGUUUAUGUAGGCGUUUUCAAAUCAUCAUUACUGGAGGUAUACACCUCUAAUAUACCCAUUAUGAUGUUGCAGUCCCCUCAUAGUUAAAUUUAUUAAAAAGCAGACAAGAUAAGGGGCAUAUCCAACCAACAACAAUUAAAAACAGCAGAAGAAAUAAACGUAGCUACAUGUAGUCCUGGAUCACCCUUUUGUCCCUCUAAACUACGUAGACCAUAAUGCAAAGCAGACGGCGACGUCACUCUCCCCGGCACCGGUCUGCCGCCGGUCCGCCACAGGCAGCGGAGGGCUUCCAGACGGGGGAUCCCGGCUCAGCGGGGCCUUACGAUAGCGGUGUGCCGAAAUGGCGAAGACGUACGACUAUCUCUUCAAACUGCUGCUCAUCGGAGACAGCGGCGUCGGCAAGACAUGUCUGCUGUUCAGAUUCAGCGAGGACUCCUUCAAUACCACCUUCAUAUCCACGAUAGGAAUAGACUUCAAAAUCAGAACAAUAGAGCUGGAUGGAAAAAGAGUCAAACUUCAGAUUUGGGACACGGCAGGACAGGAGAGGUUUCGCACCAUCACUACAGCUUACUACAGAGGGGCUAUGGGCAUUAUGUUGGUCUAUGACAUCUGCAAUGAGAAGUCCUUUGAAAACAUAAAAAACUGGAUCAGAAAUAUUGAAGAGCAUGCCUCGUCCGAUGUGGAGAAGAUGAUCCUGGGUAACAAAUGUGACAUGACUGACAGGAGACAGGUGUCCAAAGACAGAGGUGAAAAACUGGCUAUUGAUUAUGGAGUAAAGUUCUUGGAGACCAGCGCAAAGUCUAGCUUAAAUGUAGAGGAGGCUUUUUAUACUAUGGGAAGGGACAUAUUACAUAAUCUGAGCUCAAAGACAACUGACAACGGUGCCGGAGGGUCGGGCAAACCGGUCAAGAUCUCAGAGAAAAAGUCGAAGAGAAUCAAAUUCUUCAAGUGUUCACUCCUCUAGGCCGCUCAUCUCUAGUGUUCACGGCUCACGGCUGUUUUGGAGGGUUACUGCCUCCCGGACGCCCUCGCAGCAGCGGCAGCACUGGCCAUGAUUAGAGGGCCUUACUGCCAGCUGAAGCUCACAGGUUCAUGAGCGGUUGAGAUGCCAUCCUGACCCGCCGACCAGAGGAGCAUCAACAAGGAAUGAGGCCAUCAGCAGUGAUCGUCAGCAGUGGUUUGUAGCUGGCCAUGCAGUCUGCUCACAGGGGGCAGUGAUUCUGUUGGCAUUCAUAAUACCUCUGGUGGAUCUCAUGAAUAUAUCUCAGUUACACAUAGUUGUCUUAUAAAAUGUUAAACAAUGAAAACAAAUCUUUUUUUUUUUUUUUUCAUAUGCUUUAGCAUUAUUUUAUACACACUACCUAUUGUCAUAUUUACUAUGAUGAUUCUGUGGGAUAGACAUAUCAAGUCUCAGCACUGAUUGUAUUUAUCUGUGUGAAUUCGUGUAUAUUAAUAUGGUUGUGGUCUCCAGUUGCACUGGCAACAUAUCUACUUGUUCAUGUGUGCCUAGAAGGAGUUACAGUAUUGUGAUAGAAAAGGCAAAAGUAUGUAUAAAUACAACCUAAUGUAUUCUCUCUUUUAUUUAUUCCUUUUUAAUGGAACCUUUAUUUAUGCAGGUUUCUGUGACAAAAUGAAACUGUGAAAGGGUUGUUUGUUUCUUGGAAGCUGUACUUAAUACAUAUUGUUAUGGCAGGUGUCAGUAUUUGCAUGAAGGCUGUAGGGACACCACUGAGUGGGUCAUUAUUAAGCACAUUUUACAGUAUCUAAAAAAGUGUUUACAGACAGUAUUUCAAAGUGUCAACCAUAUAUAGGAAAUUCAUGUUUUUGCUGUUUGCAUAGUUUAUAUACGUAAGCACAAUAAACAGUUGUGUAUAUCCUUUAACCUUAAAGUAUGGACAUCCAACGGGCUCCCUUUACAUCUCCACGAAAACACAAUGACAUGGGAAAGCUGUAAUGUGAAUGAUUGUCUUUGUAAGCUACUGUAUGUUACACCAAUGAAAAGUAAAGAAAGUGGAUCUUCUAAAAAGAAUAUUAUGUUCAUUCCAGCUAUUCUGCAU
This is a messenger RNA of Xiphias gladius (swordfish), 2058 nucleotides long. Its product is annotated as ras-related protein Rab-8B-like. The record is from RefSeq and is a predicted model, not a curated record. Bases 342 to 965 code for a protein of 207 amino acids. Gene Ontology annotation, biological process: Golgi vesicle fusion to target membrane; protein localization to plasma membrane; cellular response to insulin stimulus. Gene Ontology annotation, cellular component: endosome; plasma membrane; synaptic vesicle. Gene Ontology annotation, molecular function: GTP binding; GTPase activity. The transcript is spliced from 8 exons. NCBI's taxonomy places the organism in Eukaryota, Metazoa, Chordata, Actinopteri, Istiophoriformes, Xiphiidae.